Messenger RNA from Letharia lupina, 2046 nucleotides. RefSeq lists its product as uncharacterized. The record is from RefSeq and is a predicted model, not a curated record. Gene Ontology annotation, biological process: error-prone translesion synthesis. Gene Ontology annotation, cellular component: nucleus. Gene Ontology annotation, molecular function: DNA-directed DNA polymerase activity; damaged DNA binding. Lineage: Eukaryota; Fungi; Ascomycota; Lecanoromycetes; Lecanorales; Parmeliaceae. The transcript has 2 exons. Bases 1 to 2046 code for a protein of 681 amino acids.
AUGACCACUAAUGGCCAAGAUCUAUCAUCAAAAGUUCAUGAGGCCGUCGUGGAGGUUGCGUCCGUGCGCAUCAUCAGUGAUCAUGACACUCUCAAGUAUCAUCUCCUCGGACCAUCCCUCACGAAGGCGGGACAGGACACAGUCGAUCAGCAAAAGGUUUCGGAGGUAAUAUACAAUGCCUCCAAAGGCUCUAAGUACUUCAACAACGAGGAACACAAAGACAAGAACCUCACACAGAAGAUCGAAAAGAUCCUAGCCCGCAAACGGCAGCUCGAGCGUGUCGACCUUGCUUCAGACCUCCGGCGCGCCGAUGAAUACAUUGCGGAGCUUGAGUUGUCUCGAGAUCUAAGUCAGACUGUCGUUCAUAUCGACUGUGAUGCCUUCUAUGCAGCGGUUGAAGAGCUGGACAGGCCGGAAUUUAAGCAUGUACCUAUGGCUGUUGGAAAAGGUGUCCUUACAACAUGCAAUUAUCACGCGAGAAAAUUCGGCUGCCGGAGCGGUAUGGCAGGCUUCGUGGCCAUGAAGCUCUGUCCAGACCUCAUCUGCCUACCCUUGAACUUUGCGAAGUACACGGCGAAGGCGCAGGAAGUAAGGGAGAUUUUGGUAGAAUACGACCCGCGAUUUGAGAGCGCCAGUAUCGACGAGGCGUACCUCAACAUCACGCAGUACUGCGAGGAAAAGCACAUGGAUCCUGAAGAUGCUGUCUCACAGCUGCGGAAUGAGGUCGCCGAGAAAACGAAAAUCACCAUAUCCGCUGGCAUCGCCGCAAAUGCCAAAAUCGCCAAGAUUGCUUCCAAUCGGAACAAGCCAAAUGGGCAAUUUACAGUCGCCAACGACAGAGCCACCAUCGUCGCCUUCAUGCGUGAUCUGCCCACCCGCAAAGUCAAUGGUGUUGGUCGAGUCUUUGAGCGCGAGCUCGACGCUAUUGGCGUAAAGACUUGUGGAGACCUCUACUCUCAGCGUGCCUACCUCUCCAAGCUCUUCGGAGAGAAAGCGUUCCAGUUCCUCAUGCAAUGCUACCUCGGUCUCGGACGUACAAAGGUUCAACCUGCAGAGGAUUACGAAAGAAAAAGCGUAGGGACAGAAAGCACGUUCCAUGAUAUGAGCGAUAAAACUGAACUUCGAGAAAAGCUUCGAUGGAUUGCUGAGGAGCUGGAAAAAGAUCUCACUCGCACACAAUUCAAAGGCAGGACGCUGGUCCUCAAGGUGAAGCUCCACACGUAUGAGGUCCUCACAAGGCAGGUCAUUCCUCCAAAGGCCGUCAGAACUGCGGACGAUCUUUACACAUACUCUCUGCCGAUGUUAACGAAGCACGAGAAAGAGAUACCCGGCAUGAAGCUCCGGCUCAUGGGCCUCAGAUGCACGCACCUGGUCAGCACUAAAAGGAGUGGCACAGACUUCUUCGGCAUGCGGCGCCCAUCGGCCGCAGAUGGCGAACCAGGCCCCGUAAACACAACAGUGGACGAUAACGGCGAAUGGGAGGUCUGGCCCGAAGAAGAGUUUGAAGAGGCCGCUAGACAGGAACGCCAGGACGAGAUGAACGAGCUGGAGCAACUCAGCCAAGAACAAGAUACGAACGGAUCAGACCCUCUCACAGCAGAAGAGCAGCUCGAAGAAGCGAACAGACGGCAUAAGCACGGCAGAGAGAUUCUACCCAACCCCGAUCCCACAUACAGGGGUCCAAAUAGCUCCGUCGGCUUUCAAAAGCCAGCUACAAAUCAUGUCCCGCCAGCUAAAGAAGAAGAACCGUUCUGGCCCUGCCCGAUCUGCGCUCGGCCACAGUCAACCAACGACAAAGACUUCAAUGACCACAUCGAUUUCUGUCUUUCGAAACAGACGAUCAAGGAGGCUGCGACGGAGACCUCGUCUUCGCCUCCAGCCUUGGAGAAGCCGCUGUUAGACGGGCGGGGGAAGGAGAAUAGCAAUAGCAAUAGCAACAGCAGUGGCAGUGGCAGUGGCAGGGGUAGGCCCAAGGGGAAGCGGAAAAGCGAGGCGGUGGGUGACAGGGGGAAUAAGAGGCUUUUCUUCGGAUUGCAGAGGACUUGA